Peronospora farinosa is the source of this 1545-nucleotide messenger RNA. NCBI's taxonomy places the organism in Eukaryota, Oomycota, Peronosporomycetes, Peronosporales, Peronosporaceae. The record is from the annotation of a GenBank genome assembly.
AUGCUUCGUGCUGUUCACUUGCAGGCGUUCAAGAGCUUCUCACGUCGCGCACAGCAGAGUGUUUGUCAUGAUGUUGUGUGUUUUGAUAUUCAGAAACGUGGGGUUUUGUUUCAUCCGUCCGCGUUUCGUUCGUUUUCGACUGCAUUCCCCAAAGCGUCAGAGGAAGACACGUCCGUUUCUGUGUCGAUCGUGGACGACGUUGUAACUGACGAGGAAGAAGAAGAAGGGGACGGUAUUGGACGUAAAUUAAAGCCCCGAGAGGUUGUCGAGCAGCUUAACAAGUACAUUGUCGGUCAAGCUGAUGCCAAACGCGCUGUAGCCAUCGCGCUACGCAAUCGUUGGCGUCGUCAGAAGAUUUCGGACGAAAUGCGUCAAGAAGUGAGCCCCAAGAACAUUUUAAUGAUUGGUCCUACAGGAUGUGGCAAGACGGAAAUUGCUCGACGUCUAGCUAAGUUGUCUGAGGCUCCAUUUGUCAAGGUGGAAGCUACCAAGUUUACGGAAGUGGGCUUCCAUGGCCGUGACGUGGACCAAAUUAUCCGUGAUCUGGUGGAGAAUGCCAUUAAUAUGGUCAAAAAGACUCGGAAGGAGCGAAUGCGCAAGCAGGUACAACAUUUUGUGGAGAACCGCAUCUUGGAUGUACUUACGGGUACGAACGUGACGGAGCGCUCGCGUACGACGUUUGAGCGGCUGCUACAUGCUGGAGAAUUGGAAGAUCGCAUUAUUGAAUUUGAUGUGCCUGCUGCCAAGAAUCCCAGUGGUCAGCCUAUUUCUAUUGUCGGUGGGGAAGGAAAGGGAAUCUCGAUGGAAGUCUUUGGCAGAGCUUUUGGGGAGAAGAAGACGGAACGAAAACGCAUGACGAUUGCUGAGUCACGUGGUGUCUUUGAAGACAUGGAGAUGGAAAAUGCCAUUGACAUGACGGACGUUGUGCGUGAAGCUAUUCACGAGACUGAGGAGAAUGGCAUUGUUUUCAUUGAUGAGAUUGAUAAGAUCUGCUCCAGCGGAGACAUUCGCCGCUCUUCGGACCCCAGCAGCGAGGGUGUACAGCGCGACCUGCUGCCUUUGAUUGAAGGCAGCGUCAUUUCCACGAAGCACGGCAACGUCAACACGGACCAUAUUCUGUUCGUUGGGUCUGGCGCUUUCCACUCGUCGAAGCCGUCGGAUUUGCUUGCUGAACUGCAGGGUCGUCUGCCGAUUCGUGUUGAGCUGAAGGGACUGACUGAGGAAGAUCUGCACCGUAUCCUGACGGAGCCUAUAACGAACCUCAUCAAACAGCAGACUGAGCUAAUAAAGACGGAGGGUGUUACUUUGAACUUUACGGAAGAUGCUGUCCGGGAGAUUGCUCAUGUCGCUGCAGAAGUUAAUCUGACCGUGGAGAAUAUUGGUGCCCGACGACUGCACACGGUGGUGGAGAAGGUAGUGGAGGACAUCAGCUUCGACAGUUCCGAGAUGGCUCCCGGAUCCACCGUUACUAUUACGAAGGAAUUUGUGCUUGAGCGCGUGGGCAAGCUCAUGAAGAAGACGGACCUCUCCAAGUUCAUUUUGUAG